AUGGAGACAAUCUGUUCUGAACUGACUAGGUGGUCUCAGAUAGCGCAGCAUUUGCCUGGAAGAACAGAUAAUGAGAUAAAGAAUCAUUGGCAUUCCUACUUGAAGAAAAAGUUUCUCAAAGAUGAAGGAAUGGAGUCUUUGAAAAGAACUCAAUCUGACAGCUCAAACUCAGACAUUAUGGAACUUUCACCAUCUCCGAAGAGACUCAAAAUGCAAGCUUCAAGUCGAGUCAUCAAUGAGUUUCCGCAGAUGUUUGAUUCUCCUAAAGAACCUAAAGGAAGCUCCUUAUCACCUAAGGUUACGUUUGCAGAGUGGCUUUCACUUGACAGCUUUGCAAGUUUAGGUGAGCCUAUGGAUUCAAACAGUACAUUUGAUCAUAACACAGGCUUCCAAGACAAUUUCAUGCAUGAUUACUUACUGGAUGAAACAGCGUUUGGUGGUGAGUAUCAUAAUUCACUAAGCCAUGGUUCGAGCGGCGACAUUUUUAGUUCAGAAUUCAAGUUUGAGAGCCAGAGUCCAGGAAAUGAGUUUGAUUUUAGCUCUGGAGAGGAUUUAUGCGGAGACUUCAACUUGAGCAAUAUUACAUAUGAGGGCUUGGUUUCCGAAAGCAACUACGAGGAAGAAUAA
This is a messenger RNA of Populus nigra (black poplar), 627 nucleotides long. RefSeq names its product transcription factor MYB20-like. The record is from RefSeq and is a predicted model, not a curated record. The coding region runs from base 1 to 627 and encodes 208 amino acids. The transcript has a single exon. NCBI's taxonomy places the organism in Eukaryota, Viridiplantae, Streptophyta, Magnoliopsida, Malpighiales, Salicaceae.